CAAAGGCCUCGGGAUUACGGCUGCGGGAUCGGCCGCAGGUUAAAAAUGACAAGGAAUUUGUCUGUGGGAAUCUUGAACACAACACGUCGGUUUUGCUGUCUCUGUACAGAUAUUUAAGAAGUGGAGCAAGGGAUUCACUCGAUCAUCCUUCCUGCUCAGACUGUGGGGAGGGAUUCACUCGAUCAUCUCAACUGAAGGUACAUCUGCAAGUUCACACUGGGACAAGGUCAUUCAACUGUUCUGUGGGUGAGAAGGGAUUCAGUCGGUCUUCCCACCUCUGGACACACCAGUUAGUACUCACUGGGCAGAUUGCUAGUCAUCUGCUGAAUUUGUAGGGAAGGAUUCACUCGGUCAUCUGACCUAAUGGCUCACCUGCCAGUUCACACUGGGGACCGGCUAUUCACCUGCUUGGACUGUGGGAAGGGAUUCACUGAAUCAUAUAAGCUACUGAGACACCAGUCAGUUCACACUGGGGAGCAGCCGUUCACGUGCUCAGACUGUGGGAAGGGAUUCCCUUGUUUCUCUAAACUGAAGGUACAUCAGCGAGUUCACACCGGGGAGCGGCCGUUCACCUGCUCGGACUGUGGGAAGGGAUUCACUGAAUCAUUUAACCUGCGGAUACACCGGUCAAUUCACACCGGCGAGAGGGCGUUCACGUGCUCAGACUGCGGGAAGGGAUUCACUUGCUCAUCCCAACUGAAGGUGCAUCAGCGAGUUCACACUGGGGAGAGGCCGUUCACCUGCUCAGACUGUGGGAAGGGAUUCACUUCGUACUCUGUUUUACAGAGACACAGGCGAGUUCACACUGGGGAGAGGCCAUUCACCUGCUCAGUGUGUGGGAAGGGAUUCACUCGAUCAUGCUACCUACAAGCACACAGGUCUGUUCACACUGGGGAGAGGCCAUUCACCUGUUCCGACUGUGGGAAGGGAUUCACUCGAUCAGCCCAACUGAAGGUACAUCAGCGAGUUCACACUGGGGAGAGGCCGUUCACCUGCUCCGACUGUGGGAAGGGAUUCACUCAGUCAUCUGAACUGAAGAAACACCAGCGAGUUCACACUGGAGAGAGGCCGUUCACUUGCUCAGUGUGUGGGAAGGGAUUCAUUCGGUCAUCCCACCUACUGACACAUCAGUCAGUUCACACUGGAGAGAGGCCGUUCACCUGCUCAGACUGUGGGAAGGCAUUCACUCGGUCAUCUGUCCUAGAGAGACACUGGCAAAUUCAUGCUGGGGAGCGGCCAUUCACCUGCUCAGUGUGUGGGAAGGGAUUCACUUGCUCAUCCCUACUGAAGGUACAUCAGCGAGUUCACACUGGAGAGAGGCCAUUCAUCUGCUCAGACUGUGGGAAGGGAUUCAUUCAGUCAUCUGAACUGAAGGUACAUCAGCGAGUUCACACUGGAGAGAGGCCUUUCACCUGCUCAGACUGUGGGAAGGGAUUCACUUCGUCCUCUCAACUUAAGAUACAUCAGCGUGUUCACACUGGAGAGAGGCCAUUCACCUGCUCAGUCUGUGGGAAGGGAUUCACUUCGUCAUCUCAACUUAAGGUACAUCAGAGAGUUCACACUGGGGAGAGGCCGUUCAUCUGCUCAGACUGUGGAAAGGGAUUCAUUCAGUCAUCUGAAUUGAAGGUACAUCAGCGAAUUCACACUGGAGAGAAGCCAUUCACCUGCUCAGUCUGUGGGAAGGGAUUCACUUGCUCAUCUCAACUGAAGGUACAUCAGCGAGUUCACACUGGAGAGAGGCCGUUCACCUGCUCAGACUGUGGGAAGGGAUUCACUUGCUCAUCUCAGCUGAAGGUACAUCAGCGAGUUCACAGAGGAGAGAGGCUGUUCACCUGCUCAGACUGUGGGAAGGGAUUCACUUCGUCCUCCCAACUACUGAGUCACCAGCGAGUUCACACUGGAGAGAGGCCGUUCACCUGCUCAGACUGUGGGAAGGGAUUCACUCAGUUGUCUCAUCUACAGCGACACCAGCAUGUUCACACAGGGGAGAGGUCGUUCACCUGCUCAGUGUGUGGGAAGAGAUUCACUCGGUCAUCCAACCUACAGAAACACCAGCGAAUUCACACUGGGUAGAGGCUGAUCACCUGCUCAGACUUCGGGAGGAGAUUCUCUCAACCAUCGCCACCAAAUGUCCAUCACUGAGUUCACACUGGGGAGAGGCCGUUCACCUGCUGUGAAUGUGUGAAGCAAUUCGCUCAGUCAUCUAACCUUAAGUAACUCUCGCUUCAGCUAGCAGCUUAAUAUAGGGGGUGAUAGCCCCCAGCCCGGCCAAACUUAAGAAAUCUCAUAAGCUGCGCGAUGUGUCCCCUGUUACAAAUUAGUACCCUCAAAUAACAAACGGUACACAAUUGCGAUUAAACGAUUGGGCUUUGUAGUUCUUACUUUGACUAUAGGGUUAGUAAAGAAAAAAUAAAGGAAAAGGGCCCACUCUCUCCAUUCAUGUCUUCUCAUCUCUCCCCAGCAAAAGACCGCAAAAAUCUCUCUUCCAGACUCACAAGGAAGAACAACAUUUCUCUCAUUGGAUAGCCCUGCACUUCAAAACCCUGUUGUCUCUGGUCGUAACGUGAUCAUCCACAAUCAGUAUCCAGUUCCUGCCUUAUCCCCAUAACCUUUGAUUCCACUAUCUUUAAGAGCUCUAUCCAUCUCUUUCUUGAGAGCAUCCAGAGACUUGGCCUCCACAGCCUUCUGGGGCAGAGCAUUCCAUAUAUCUACCACUCUCUGGGUGAAAAAGCUUUUCCUCAACUCCGUUCUAAAUAGCCUGCCCCUUAUUCUUAAACUGUGGCCUCUGGUUCUGGACUCACCCAUCAGUGGGAACAUGCUUCCUGCCUCCAGCGUGUCCAAUCCCUUAAUAAUCUUAUGUUUCAAUAAGAUCCCCUCUAAUCCCUCUAAAUUCCAGAGUAUACAAGCCCAAUCACUCCAAUCUUUCAACAUAUGACAGUCCCGCCAUCCCGGGAAUUAAUCUUGUGAACCUACUCUGCACUCCCUCAAUAGCAUGAAUAUCCUUCCUCAAAUUUGGAGACCAAAAUUGCACACAGUACUCCAGGUGUGGUCUCACCAGGGACCUGUACAACUGCAGAAGGACCUCUUUGCUCUAAUACUCAAUUCCCCUUGUUAUAAAGGCCAGCAUGCCAUUAGCUUUCUUCACUGCCUGCUGUACCUGCAUGCUUGCUUUCAGUGACUGAUGUACAAGAACACCUAGAUCUCGUUGUACUUCCCCUUUUCCUAACUUGACACCAUUUAGAUAGUAAUCUGCCUUCCUGUUCUUGCCAGCAAAGUGGAUAACCUCACAUUUAUUCACAUUAAAUGGCAUCUGCCAUGCAUCCGCCCACUCAGCCAGCCUGUCCAAGUCACCCUGCAUUCUCAUACGUCCUGCUCACAUUUCACACUGCCACCCAGCUUUGUGUCAUCAGAAAACUUGGUGAUGUUACUUUUAAUCCCUUCAUUCAAAUCAUUAAUAUAUAUUGUAAACAGCUGUGGUCCCAGCACAGAACCCUGCGGUACCCCACUGGUCAUCGCCUGCUGUUCUGCUAUUAAUCCCUACUGUUUGUUUCCUGUCUACCAACCAAUUUUCUAUCCAUGUCAGUACCCUACCCCCAAUACCAUUUGCUCUAAUUUUGCACACUAACCUCCUAUGUGGGACCUUAUUAAAGGCUUUCUGAAAGUCCAGGUACAUUACAUCCACUGGCUUUCCCAUGUCCAUUUCCAUAGUUACGUUCUCAAAAAAUUCCAGAAGAUUAGUCAAGCAUCAUUUCCCCAUCAUAAAUCCAUGCUGACUCGGACUUAUCCUGCCACUGCUAUCCAAAUGUGCUGCUAUUACAUCUUUUAUAAUUCAUUCCAGCAUCUUCCCCACCACUGAUGUCAGACUAACUGGUCUAUAAUUGUCUGUUUCCUCUCUCCCUCCUUUAUUCAAAGGUGGGAUUACAUUAGCUACCCUCCAAUCCACAGGAACUGACCCUGAAUCUAUAGAACAUUGGAAAAUGAUUACCAAUAGACAGGUAUAUGGAGCUCAGGAAAAUAGAGGGUGAUGCGGUCGGGAAAUUCCAGGCAGUUUCUGGAGUAGGUUACAUGGUCGCACAACAUUGUGAGCCGAAGGGCCUGUAAUCUGCUGUAGAUUUCUGAUUCUAUGAAAUUCAAGGGAAAUCUCUUCUCCUGCAGAGUAGUGACUAGUUGCAACCUGUCAUCACGGGGAGAGUGAGAGGUGAAGUGAACAACAGGGCUAGACUUUAAGAUACUGAUAUGGAACAGAAACAUGGGCAGGGACCAGACGGACUGAGUGGCCUCUCUAGUGUACAUUGUAAGUUCGGCAGAGACAGUAAGUAUCUGUGACAUGAGAUUUGAAACAGAACUGAUUUAUCUUUUACAGAUCCACAAUAUUAAACACCAGUCUAGUUUAAGGCUAACAUCAGAAGAACAUUUGAUUUGAUAAGGUACACCAGGCAAGGCUUAUUGAGAAAGUAAGGAGGCCUGGGAUCCAAGAGGACAUUGCUUUCUGGAUCCAGAACUGGCUUGCCCACAGAAGGCAAAGAGUGGUUGUAGACAGGUCAUAUUCUGCAUGGAGUUCGGUGACCAGUGGUGUGCCUCAGGGAUCUGUUCUGGGACCCCUACUCUUUGUGAUUUUUAUAAAUGACCUGGAUGAGGAAGUGGACAGAUGGGUUCGUAAAUUUGCUGAUGACACUAAGGUUGGAGGUGUUGUGGAUAGUGUGGAGGGCUGUCAGAGAUUAUAGCAGACAUUGAUAGGAUGCAAACCUGGUCUGAGGAGUAGAAGAUGGAAUUCAACACAGAUAAGUGUGAGGUGGUUCACUUUGGUAGGUCAAAUAUGAUGGCAGAAUAUAGUAUUAAUGGUAAGACUGUUGGUAGUGUGGAGGAUCAGAGGGAUCUUGUGGUCUGAGUCCAUAGGUUACUCAAAGCUGCUACGCAGGUUGACUCUGUGGUUAAGAAGGCGUACGGUGCAUUGGCCUUAAUCAACCCUGGGAUUGAGUUUAGGAGCUGAGAGGUAGUGUUACAGCUAAAUAGGACCCUGGUCAACCCCACUUGGAGUACUGUGCUCAGUUCUGUUCGCCUCACUACAGGAAGGACGUGGAAACCACAGAAAGAGUGCAGAAGAGAUUUACAAGGAUGUUGCCUGGAUUGGGGAGCAUGCCUUAUGAGAAUAGGUUGAGUGAACAUGGCCUUUUCUCCUUGGGGCGACAGAGGAUGAGCGGUGACCUGAUAGAGGUGUAUAAGAUGAUGAGAGGCAUUGAUCUUGUGGAUAGUCAGAGGCUUUUUCCCAGGGCUGAAAUGGUUGCCACAAGAGGGCACAGGUUUAAGGUGCUGGGCUCCAGGUGCAGAGGAGAUGUCGGGGCAAGUUUUUUUACGCAGACUGUGGUAAGUGUCUGGAAUGGGCUUCCGGUGACGGUGGUGGAGGCGGAUAUGAUAGGGUCUUUGAAGAGACUCCUGGACAUGGAAGUUAGAAAAAUAGGGGGCUAUGGGUAACCCCAGGUAAUUUCUGAGAUAAGGAUAUAUUCGGCACAGCAUUGUGGCUGAAUGGCGUAUGUUCUGCUGUAGUUUUUCUAUGUUUCUAAUUUCCAUUCACAUUCCUCCUGCCUCACUGGACAGCAACACUGAAACAUCAAGUGAGAAACACCAGGAGGCGGCCAUUCAGCCCCUCUAACCAUCAACAGAAUGGUGGCAGCUCUCCCAUCUCAGCCAUAUGUUUCUGCCCGAUCCUCAAUUCCUCGAUCCCUCUGGUCUCCACACAUCUGUCGGCCUCUGAUUUAUAUGAGGAUGAUCACUGAGUCUUCACCGGCCUCUGUGGUGGGGAUUUACAGACAUUCACCACCCUCGGAGUGGAGACAUUUCCCCUCAUCUCAGUCCCGGACAGUCCACCCCCUUUUUCAGAGACUGGGAUCCCUGGUUCAGCCGGUAAUGAUGUUGUGCAUUUCAAUGUGGUCACCUCUCAGUCCUCGAUUCUCCAAACGAAAGGGUUAUCACAUUUGAUCUUUCUUCAUAUGAUGACCCCACCACUCCAGGGAUCAGUCUGGUGAAUCUUCAUUGCACUCUCUAUAACAAAUACUCUCCAACCUCUUUGUUAAUCCUCUAUGGAAUUAAUUUCCAUCUUCUGCAGCCCCGUGUUGC
This is a messenger RNA of Mobula hypostoma (lesser devil ray), 6114 nucleotides long. RefSeq names its product zinc finger protein 585A-like. The record is from RefSeq and is a predicted model, not a curated record. Gene Ontology annotation, cellular component: nucleus. Gene Ontology annotation, biological process: urogenital system development; regulation of transcription by RNA polymerase II; embryo development. NCBI's taxonomy places the organism in Eukaryota, Metazoa, Chordata, Chondrichthyes, Myliobatiformes, Myliobatidae. The transcript is spliced from 2 exons. Gene Ontology annotation, molecular function: RNA polymerase II transcription regulatory region sequence-specific DNA binding; DNA-binding transcription factor activity, RNA polymerase II-specific. Bases 364 to 2073 code for a protein of 569 amino acids.